GCGUAUUUCCAGUGUAUUCCUUUUAGGUCACUGUCAGCUGACGUCACUGCCGAAUCCGUGCUGCAAUGGAGGUGCCCGAGGCGGCACCGGCAGCCGCCGCCGGCGUAGAAGCAGAGGUCGGGAGCGGCGGAAAGGGUAGCUGGUACGUGCUAGGUAAGCGUGCGGUGCUGGUGCCCUACCUGCGGGAGCACGUGCCGCGGUACCACGAAUGGAUGCAGGACCCGGCGCUGCUGGAGGCCACCGCGUCGGAGCCCCUCUCCCUCGACCAAGAGUUCGACGUGCACCGCUCAUGGACCCUCGAUCCCCUCAAGCAUACAUUCAUAGUGUUGGACAAGGAGUUGAUUCGGGGAGAGUUCGCACCCGGCAAUCCGCACACUGAAGCUAUGGUUGGUGAUGUGAACAUAUAUAUGAAUGACCCUGAUGAUAUGCAGCUUGCAGAAAUAGAGAUUAUGAUAGCUGAACAUAAGAGCCGUGGGAAGGGAAUUGGUCAAGAAGCGAUAUUACUGAUGAUGGCAUUUGCAGUAGAGAAAUAUGGAAUUGCCACAUUCAGAGCAAAAAUUAGUGAAUCAAAUAUGGCAUCCCUUAAGCUCUUCAGAAAGUUGGGCUUCAAGGAUGCUUCACACAGUGCAGUGUUUAAGGAGGUGACUCUGGAGAAGGCGGAUCUAAUUCCGUGCGUUGGCACAAGAAGCUGACUACUGUUUGUCUGUACUCUGGCUGAUCCCGUAUAAAUACUGGAUACACAGAAUCGUAGUUGAUUGUGUAAAACCAUUGCUAGCUCGAAUUUAGGAUUGACAUCAUGGUAACACGGAACAUGCUGCACUAAUCUGCAGGGUGGGGUUGAUUUUUACUUCUUUGUAAUGGUCACCGAUUAAAUUGUCUCAAAGAGGGAGUGAGAGACAAGUUGGUGUUUU
Molecule: messenger RNA, 911 nt
Organism: Panicum virgatum (switchgrass)
Lineage: Eukaryota; Viridiplantae; Streptophyta; Magnoliopsida; Poales; Poaceae
Product: N-acetyltransferase 9-like protein
Exons: 7
Coding region: 66-692 (208 amino acids)
Biological process (GO): protein acetylation
Molecular function (GO): N-acetyltransferase activity
Source: RefSeq, a predicted model, not a curated record